AUGGAAGAAAGCAAACCUAGCAGCACUCCUCCGUCUUCUUCUCCAUCUUCUCUUAAACAAAAGCUUAAACUCAGAUACCCUUUUUUCUUAUCCUCUUCCUUUCGCAGAACCAAUCCCACUGAUUCCUCUUCACCUUCUGUCCCCGAUGCUUCCCAAUCUUCUAAACUCCUCCGCACGACCUCCGCCGGGAUUAAGUCCCGUGCCCACGAUAAGUGUAAGAACUUCAUUUCUCGUAUUGGCCGAAAUGGACAAGCACAACCACAAGAAGCACAAGGGCAUGGGUAUGGUCGCGGCCACCGCCGGCGUCACUCUGUCUCUGCAGAUUUCCGGUAUGAUGCUAUGAGCUACGCUUUGAAUUUUGAUGAAGGCAACGAUGAGAGCCCCGAAAAUGAUUUUCGCUUAAGAAGUUUCUCGUCCAGAUUGCCACAGUCUCCGAAGAGGGAGAUCGAGUGCAGUUGA
Molecule: messenger RNA, 459 nt
Organism: Manihot esculenta (cassava)
Lineage: Eukaryota; Viridiplantae; Streptophyta; Magnoliopsida; Malpighiales; Euphorbiaceae
Exons: 1
Coding region: 1-459 (152 amino acids)
Source: RefSeq, a predicted model, not a curated record